This is a messenger RNA of Triplophysa dalaica, 8560 nucleotides long. It is a transcript of the gene disp3, whose product is annotated as dispatched RND transporter family member 3. Lineage: Eukaryota; Metazoa; Chordata; Actinopteri; Cypriniformes; Nemacheilidae. The coding region runs from base 283 to 4284 and encodes 1333 amino acids. The record is from RefSeq and is a predicted model, not a curated record. The transcript is spliced from 21 exons. Gene Ontology annotation, cellular component: membrane.
CACGCUCUCAGUCAGUGAUGCUGUCGCCCGGACAACAACAUACAUUAGAGAAAUAAAAGAUCGAUGGAUGCUGUAAAAAAGAGAAACAAAAAGCAAAGCGACCAGAAUAUCACGCAGCGGCUGAAAGAUAAGGAUUCAUAUUAUCUUAUACAGUAUUAAGAUUUUGUUGAGAAGUUUGUGGUGUUGACACUAAGAAACAAAGAGAAGGCUUUCACCGCAUCUUUGACUGAAGAAGCUAGAUAUCUUUCACAGCGGAGAACUGUUUUUGACUCAGUCCCUGCCAUGGACUCGGAAGAUGAACCAUUGUUGCUCCAAGGUACUUGGAAUGUAAACGAGUUUGAGGAAGAAGAAGAAGAAGAAGAAGAAGAGGAAGCUGAUGGAGAGAUGGGACAGGCCAGUGGAGAAGAGCAGGUCUGUAGAGGGGUGUGGUGGGCUUUAGGCUGGGUGUACACACAGCCCUGGGCAAGCGGGCUAGUUCUGGUGGUUGGAUUUCUGGUACCCUUUGCCCUCUCGACUUAUAUGUUCCUUAAGUGUGAACCUUUAGAUAUAGACCUUUCCUACAGCGCCUUUGAGGUUAGGAGUCAUUCCUCUGCAGAACGUUUUGAUGCUCUCACCAUUGCACUGAAAAAUCAGUUAGGGUCUUGGGACAGGCACAGGCGGGACACUGACGGAUUUGACCUUGAAGCCAAUGCUCUGAGAGACCUUUUGUUACUCAUGGUAAACAGACAGGAAGGGAAAGAUGUAUCUAAAAUGGCUAAUGUUUCAAGCCCUGCAGGAAUCUUGGAUACAGAAUCGACCGAUACAGGGUUAUGCCACGAAAACGAUAAUGAGAAAAAUAACAAGAAUAAAAUGCAAGAGACAAACUCCACAAGCCCCCAAAUAGCGGCAAGCGUCAACUCCGGUGCCGAAGAUCACAGGAAACCCCCCUCACCCUUGAUCAGGAAGCGAAGAUUUGCAAGCUACUCCUACCUCCAGACUCAGGCCCUGUGGAGGAUAGAGCUAGUUUUUGUAGCUCAGGGUGACGAAGAUAACAACAUUUUUACCCCAGAACGGCUUUACACCAUCCAUCAAGUGGAGAGACUUCUAAUGCAGCAUGCGCAGUUUCAGCAGUUCUGCUGGAAGCCACUGGAGGCGUUACGAGACUUACCCCUGGGACCCUCCUUUUGCUCUCCUCCAAGCUCCCUCCUGUCCUAUCUCUUCCCCAGUGAGCGCGCGGGCAAGAUCUACUAUGACGGCAUGGGACCUGAUCUAGCAGAUGUUCAGGGUGCCCUGAGCUUGGCAAUUACCCAUCCUCAAUUUUACUGGUAUGUGGAUGAAAAGCUCACACCAGACAGGCUUCAGUCCUCUCUCCUUCGCAGUGAGAUCCAUUUCGGUGCUCCUCUUCCCUCAUUCUACUCUCUCCAAGACAGACCUUUAGAACAAAGACGUCAAUUCAGAGACUUUGUGGUGCGAUAUGCAGACAUCCUGUCACAGCAAUCCACCAGUAAAGUGAAGGUGCUGUAUGGAGGCACCGAGCUAUUUGAUGAUGAGGUGCGGAAGACCUUCCAUAGUGAUAUGCUGCUGGCUUUGUUCAGCGGUGGCUGCAUUGCUGUUCUUGUGUAUGUUUUGACUUCCUUUUCCGUAUUUUUGACAUUCUUCGGCUUGGCUAGCAUCGGCCUGAGCUGUCUUGUUGCACUCUUCUUAUACCAUGUGGUGUUCGGAGUGCAAUAUCUCGGCAUUCUCAAUGGAGUGGCUGCCUUCGUCAUAAUCGGAAUUGGUGUGGAUGAUGUGUUUGUGUUCAUAAGUACCUUCAGACAGGCAGCCCACCUGACUUGUUCAAUACAGCGUAUGAUUUACACAGUAAAGACAGCAGGCAGAGCCACGUUCCUCACGUCCUUCACAACCGCAGCAGCAUAUGCUGCCAACACUUUCUCACAGAUUCCAGCUGUUCAUGACUUCGGUCUGUUCAUGUCCCUCAUUGUGAGCUGCUGUUGGCUAUGGGUGUCCAUUCUAAUGCCUGCAGCCCUUUGCAUCUGGACGCAAUGUGGAAGUGUCCGCUGCAAUGCCUUUCCAAAAUGGUGGAAUACUGUAACUAAACUCUCAGGCAGCCAAAGCCCUCUCUCAGAUGAUGAUGAUGUAGCUCUGUUAACUGUAGAAAUGGACCCAGGUGUGUAUGACUCAGAUUCAGAUGUCGCCCUGCUGUCUCUCUCUGUAGAAGCCCCCUUGACUGUGUCCACCGACGGAAGUGUUGGGAUCAUAAGUGCCCACCUUCAGAGGAUACUAAGACACUGGGUGGCUGAGCCUGUAGUGAAGAAACGGAAAACAAUAAUAGGUGUGUACGUGUUGACUCUGUUGGGAUCCGUCUGGUGCUGUUGUCUCCUGCGGCCCGCCAGUCACGCCCCUGUGCUGUUCCACCGAGAUACAAACCUGCAGCGACUCCUGGAUCUCCGCAGCAACCUAAGCGCCCAAGGGAUCUCCUGCCAUAUGUGCUCGGGUGUUUUUAUGGAGCGACCUCAUAAUCUGCACAGCACUGCUGUCUCCACAAGCUCUACCUCAGGAAAACAUGCCACAAUUCCAAACCAGACCAAACCAGUAUCCACCAACGCAGCACCGACACUCACAGGUGGUCUUUUCACUGUUUAUGUCUUUAAACUGGAUUUGGGUUCCCCUGUCCCUGUAUAUCGCUAUUCACUGACUGCCAAUGUAUCUGCACCAUGGCAAGCAUCAUCAAGUGGCCAUGGGGAUGUGCCAUUCUUUCAGGCCUACAGAAGUCCCCAUAGCAACUUCAGCACACGGAUGACUGUGUGUGUUUCUCACGCGUAUCACCCCCGCCCGAGAUGGAUGCUUACUCUGCGAUCAUGUGACGGCACCCGGCGCUGGAUGUCGGAGUUUGAGUUUUAUGUGGCUUUGGAUGAGCAGCAGAACAGCAGGAAGCUCUAUUUUGCCCAGCACACGAUCAGUCCAUACCCCAGUCGUGUGUGUGCGGAGCCACCAGGCUGUGUGUUCAGCCUUGGGCCCGAUGGACCCACUCAGGGCCGUUUCUAUGCACCACUGCCACCAGUCACUACUCAGGUAAAGGUCUCCAGGACAUCGGGAUUUAACCCUUGCGGUGGAGGUGGUUGUGGGAAACCAGCAGUGCGUCCUCUAGUGGACACUGGAGCCAUGGUGUUUGUGGUUUUCGGAAUACUUGGGGUCAACCGCACUCAACACUCGGACAACCAUGUUAUUGGAGAUCUGGGCAACGUGAUCUAUGAUCCAGACUUUGAUCUCUUUAAUGAGAUCGGGCACUUGUGCCAGCUGUGCAAAGCCAUCAGUGCCAAUACCAAGCUGGUGAAACCUGGUGGAGCUCAGUGUUUACCAUCAGGCAACAGCCUCACGUCCAUUCUGCCCCUACUCCACCCUGACUGUCACUCUCUUCCUGAACCCAACCUCUUGCCGGGUCAGUUAUCUCAUGGUGCAGUGGGUAUGCAGGGCGGUAGAGUACACUGGAUAUCUAUGGCAUUUGAAUCAACCACCUUCAAAGGAAAGUCUUCGUUUCAGACUCACUCUGAUUUCCUCCAAUGGGAGAGCUUCCUGCAGAAACAGCUUGCAUCAAUCCCAGCUUCAUCUGCCUUGAGGCGAGGGUUCCAGACCUGCCAGCACUGGAAACAGAUCUUCAUGGAAAUCAUAGGUGUGGAGAGCGCCCUCUACAGUCUGCUGCUGUCUCUUGCCAUUUGCAUAGCAGCAGUAGCUGUGUUUACUGCUCAUCCUCUUCUGUUGCUGCCCAUCUUGCUGAGCAUUCUGGGUAUGGUGUGCCUGGUGGUGGCUGUGAUGUAUUGGCUUGGCUGGGAGAUGGGUGCAGUCGAAGCUAUCUCUCUCUCCAUAUUGGUGGGCUCUUCAGUGGACUAUUGCUUACAUCUGGCGGAAGGAUAUCUACUGGCUGGAGACAUCGUGACCUCAGGACUGAUGGAUCAUAGUUUGGACUCAUCCAUCAAACGACAGCUACGGACCCUGGAAGCAGCCAAUCACGUGGGAGUUGCAAUAGUGUCUAGUGCCGUUACCACGGUGAUUUCGACCAUUCCACUCUUUUUCUGUGUCAUUGUGCCUUUUGCAAAGUUUGGUCAGAUUGUGGCCAUCAACACAGCUAUUUCCAUCGCGUACACACUAUCGGUCACUACCGCUCUGCUGGCGACAAUGGGACCGCCUGACUUCACUCGACCCCCUGGAGCCGUGCUCAAAGCCGCUGGGGUCGUCCUCGUACUGGCUGUCAGUGGAGGUCUCUUAUGGUGGACUGGAUCACAAUUUGCACCUGGCGGACUGAUGUAAAGGUGGUGUCAAGAAAUCACACAACACAUUCCUGAUGAUGUGAUUUCAAAUCCAAGAAAAUUAUUUUUAGGUUUUACAAAUGUAAAACAAACAAACCAAUUUGUUUGUUUUUAUGUGUGAUGUGACUACUAUGAACAUAGGCCUGUAAGAAGUUUUACUGGAGCUUGAGAACAAUAUGGUAUUAUGUGGCACAGUUUCAGAAGGUAGCAAGUAUUAGGAGUUGAUGAAUAAUGUUGGAGACAUCCGAAAAACCCUCUCUGAAUUUAUUUUCAGCUACUGUAUGAGAACCUUGUAAGAGAACUCUGUCCGGGGAGUACAUUUAGUGUUAAUGUAUGACUAAAAAAAAGGAUUAUUUCUCACUGCUUUGUUAUUCAUUCAUCACUUAAACUGAAGUGACUCAGAGGUCACAUGAGGAUAUGUUUUACUGUGGUUCUUACGAGAAGUGUGAUGAGGCCCAUGGGUCUAUAAAGAAGGAAAGAAUAUGAAUUCUGUGAAUUCUUGCAUGGGGAAAACAAAAGCGACUUUAGCACCUUCUGUCCUUGUGAAGCGUUGUGACAGGGUUGGAAUUUCAGGUUUAGUUAAACCCAAGACAGUGGCCUCGUGUAACAAUAUAAUCCUUCUUUGAACAAAUUAUGUUUGAACGACUGAAUAUUUCAAUUCAAUUCUUAUUAUUUUUUUUACAUUUGUUCCCAUAAACAUGUUGUGCAAGUCUGUCUGUACCAUGGGAAAUUGCUCGGACAAUAUCUUUCUUCAUUAAAAUUUCCAAGCAAACACAUAGCUGCAGUAAUAUAAUAGACAUCACUAUCUAUAAAAGUUUACAGAGAAAAUGUAUUCCAGAACGUAGCCAUAAGUCAAGGUUCAUAUUUUCUUAAUUUUCUUUACAUCUAUGUUAGCCAAGCGCAAGAAAAACGUCUUAAAACAGCACACUGUUUUUACUACCCUUUUUAUAAUAUAUUUGAUGUCUAAGAGUAAUUGAAGACAAUAUAUGUUGCCAAAUUCAUAUGGACAUUAUAUAAGUACAUACAAUCUCAUUAUGGUCUCAUAACAGUUCUGACAAUUGGGGAUGUGUCAACAUUUGUUAAUAUGUAACAAAUAAGACUAAGUAUGAUAUUGUUAUGUAGUAGUCUGACUGUUUAUAUAAACCAAGCCUGGUUACAGUUUACAGUAACAAUUUUACAACUGUAUGCUGAGACACUUGUGUAUAUUUCAAAGUAAACCAUGGAAAAAGCUUUCUUUGUUUUCCUGUGAAACGUUUAGGGGCAUUGUCUGGACUUUUGUAUGAUGAAAGUGUAAUGUCGUGGUAAAUUUCAUGCUGCCUUUUAAAAUUCUUGUGAAAGAAACAUCGAGUUCUACAGAGUAUUGUUGUGCUUGAAAUAUGGUUUGUUAAAAGCUCUCGGUGAAACCUUUGUUUGUUUGUGUAUCUGUGUGCUGAACAAAUCCACUUAAAGUUCACCCAAAAUGAAAAUUCGGUCAUCAUUUACUCACCCCCAUGUCACUUUAGACUUGUAUAAGUUUCUUCAGCAGAACACAAAAGAAGAUAUUUUGAAAAAUGUUGUUAACUGGCCCCCAUUCACUUGCCUCUGUUGUGUUCCUACUGUAGAAGCGAAUGAGGGCCGCCGCUGUUUGGUAACAAACUUAAUAUCUUCUUUUGUGUUCUGCGGAAGAAAAAAACUCACACAGAUUUGAAAUGACAUGGGGCGAGUAAAGGAUGACAGAAUUUUUAUCUUUAAUCCAAUCUCUUUUGAUUGUUGCCGUUUAUCUUUCAAAAUUCACAGAAAGAAAAGCAGCAAUGUACAGACCUGACCUUCAAUUGCCUUGGUCCUUUAACCAGCAGUCUGGAAAUUAUACACCACUUCAGCAUCAAUCCACUUGUAACCACAGACACUCAAUGUCCUUAUAAUAGCUCGAUACUGUUCUCUUUAUAACCUCUUGCAGAGAGUGUUCACCGUCACUAAAAAGGGUUUCGACUAUAAAUGCUCACCUUAGGUGGUUCUUCUGGCCAUUCAAAUUCAGAUACUUUAUAUACAGUAUUCAUUAUUGAUCGUACAGCAUUAAUGGAAUAACAGACGUUUAAAAAUAUGUCAGAGAAAAGUAUAAAGGGGUUGCAUUACAUUUGAAAACAAUGAGACAAUAAAAAACAUUAAAAUAAUGUUACAAGGCAAACCUAUCUCGUUCUAAAUAACUUGAAAUUGUUUUAAAAUAUGCUUCAUUUUUAUGCAAACCAUUAUUUUUUACAUUUCAAUAAAAUAUCACUAUAUGACUUAUAGACAGUUUUAAUCUGACAAAAUGGCACGUCUGAGGUAUUUAUAAAAUGUUAAAAGGCAUCGAUCAAAUAAAAAAAACCACUAGACUUAGUGACGUGCACGAUCGUAUUAGUCACCGACUUCAAAUUUGACUUUAUUUAGCUUCUCCCAUCAAUUCUGAUUAAUUUUUAAUGCUGGAAACGGUAGAUAGGCAUUAAUAAUGCACUGUGGUGACCAUUCAUAAUUGAUGAUCUGUUAUAUAGCAAAUGUGAUGCUGAUAUGUGGUUUAUUUGAAAAUCCACACAGUCAUCAAGAUGCACAGAGAUACCUAACUCCAUCCUCCUUCGGACACCGUAUAUGCAUUUUCAGCUCAGACCUUAAAACCAUUCGAAAAAGAAUGCAACUCCAAUUGUGAGCACUGCGGGAUCUCCACAUCUUCACAUACAAAUGAAUCUUUAAAAGCAUUAGAAUGACAUGACUUAGCGAAGUAUGUCAUGUUCAUUGUCCGACAUAUUUUCGUCUGGCAUAAACUUACUUUUCUUACAUUUGCUAACUAGUUGAACUUGUACGUUCAGGCUUUCAUUCAUCUAAUGCAUUUCCUGAGUCUAAAAGACAAAAUGUGACAUGAAACAUUUCAAAAUGAAAAUAACAUUUUAUGAAAUAGAUGCACUUGUUAACACUAUGUGCAAUACAUAGGUGAAAAUUAGCUAUACAAUAUAAAUAAAUUGCAUCUUUUGUCUGCAAUUACACAUAGCCUUAAUUCUCAUCGAGUUAUCUAUGGUUUAGUGUACUUUGAAUACAUUAAUACAUAUUUACAUACAUACAUAUGAUAAAAUGCAUAAACAUGUACCAAGUCUUGUGGGAAUGGCGAUCAAAGUGAAUUGCUGAGGUAUAACAUUUCAGAUUUGUGGUAAAACAUUUGAUGCUUGCCUUUCCCACUUUCUCCUUAAAACAAACACCCUAUUUCGAACAAGAAAUAACAGGGGGAUUUCAAACAUUAGAAACGCUAAAGAAAAUGUGCUUUGAUUAGCAAAAUGUUCAAGUGCUCUGCUACUCUAAAGCCCUAUGCUAGUAUGCAUAUUCAGAUACAUUUGAAGAACUAGAUUACAAGUUAGUUGAUCAUUUGCGCAAACGGCAGUACGUCCGUGUUCUCUUGCAGAAAUGUAUACAGAGCAACUUGUCUGGACAAGAGCACAGCACACGUGGCUUGAGGUGAAGUAAAUCAGUGCUCAGGUCAAAGGCGUUGCUGAUGAAUCACAUAAACCUUACUUCUAAAGACAUCCUUUAAAAACCUAAAUCCUAAACAAUUGAAAUCUAGUGUCUUUAAAACUAUUCAGCGGGUAAGAACAAGUCGGAACCUGAGAUUUAAAAGAGUUUUAGGUUAAUCCAUAAAGGCAAACAGGUGUGAAACGGUCUCAUGAGUGAAAAAGGGUGCCUGAAAUGAAAAGGACAAAGUCAACAGCCAGUUCUGCAAGAGACAGAGGUAGGAGAGCCGUGAUGUCGACUCCAGACUUCGCUAAAUUAUCUAACACCUCGGAUCAAAUAAUGGAACCCCUUGGAAGUUCACUAGCACGCAAUAUUCGACACUUUUCCGUUUUAAGAUGUUACCGUUUUAAAAACAACUUGGGUAGGUAAACUUUAGCCAAACUUGAACCUGACCGUCUCAACUGACAUCAGACAUCAGUAGUAAAAGAGUUAUUUCAAGAGACAGACCUCCUGCUUGUGUGGCGUAGGGCUCAUUUGCAUUAGCACCGUCCAACCGCUCCACCACAUGCUGAGGUACAGUAUCAAUAGAAAUGACUCUUUUACAUCUGAUCAGUUUUGCCUCAGCUAGAGCGACGUCCCAUCUGAAGAUGUCAUUUAACAUUCGCUGUGAACAUUGCCUUCACCACACUGGCCAGAAAAGCUGUGACAUUAACAAGUUAUACGCAAAGAACGUGGAUCUUUGUCAGGGUAGAUGGCAUAUUUAAUGGAAUGAAAUGCAAACGGACAAACUAUUGUCCGUUCGAAGACUUUUACUGUUGUUUUAAAAA